AUGAUUCAACUCGAUCAUAGAUCAAGAAGGCGAAGCCUCAGCCGGACGCACAUUGAGUACAUGUUUGACUGGAGCGACGACAUGCGCGACACGGUCGACCCCCGAUCGGCGUCAGUCCGUGACAAGCCCUUGCAACACCGAAGGCGCAAGAGACAGUUCGCAAUACCCUGCGCCAACUGCGCCGAGGCGAGCCAUAGGACAGCGGACUGUAUAGCCCCCUGUGGUCAUUGCGGGGCCCCGAAUCCUCAUAGGGGUCUUAAGAGGGCUCGAGCCGACUGGGCUGAAGCCAUUCCAUCAUACAAGCUCCGCGUGCACCAGAACCCGCACAUCGCUUCCCAGUGCCCCGUCGCGCCACGAAACCGAUGCAAGUGCGUGCCCUUCCCGACCUUCCACACGGCCGCGCGGUGCGGCAUCCCCUGUCGUCGUGACUGUGGCGGUCAAAUUUUUAACAAGCAGCACCCCAACGCCAUGAACUGCCGCUCGCGCUGCUGCAUGUGCGGCUUGCGCGGCCACAGCGGGCGCGAGUGCCGCCUGCGUAGGUGCCGCUGCGGCGGCGCCCACCUCGGCCAGGACUGCUCCUGGAAUCCCACCUGCCGAGUGCCCGGCUGCGAUCGCUUCCACUGCGGGAUCCACUGCCGCGAGUGCGGCAGCACCGAGAAGCCUUUCAUCGGCUUUCGAUGUACAAAGUGUCUCGGGUUUGAGGAGUCGCCGCGCGAAUUGUCGGAGCAGGGGAAGGGUAGGAGAAGGCGGGCGCGGAAGCGGGCAAACAACAGAGAGCCGGAAGGGGAAGAAGAGGAGAAGAGAGGUUGCAAUGAUGAGAACGGGCCGCCUAUUAAGGAUGAGACGGCAUCUCCGACCGCGACAACAGCGUUCACGCCGUCAUCUCCUAUUGUCCUUCCGCCGACGGGCAACGAGAAGCAGGUUAAGAGCAUCUUUAGCGAUCCGCGGCAAGCGAAGGACCCAGGGCGCGUCAACCGAUGA
Molecule: messenger RNA, 981 nt
Organism: Canariomyces notabilis
Lineage: Eukaryota; Fungi; Ascomycota; Sordariomycetes; Sordariales; Chaetomiaceae
Exons: 1
Coding region: 1-981 (326 amino acids)
Source: RefSeq, a predicted model, not a curated record